CGAGGAAGAGUCCGCAGAAAUGGCCAAAACGCAGGAGGUUGAGCGCAUCGCCAAAAAGCUGGAUAAAAUGGUGCACAAGAAAAACACGGACGGCGCUCUUGAUUUGCUGAGGGAACUGAAAAACAUGAAGAUGUCUCUGGAAACUCUGCAGUCAACCAGAGUCGGGAUGUCGGUGAACGCGGUGAGGAAACAGAGUUCAGAUGAGGAAGUUCAGACUCUGGCCAAAACUCUCAUCAAAUCCUGGAAGAAACUUCUGGAUGGUGCAGAAGGGAAGCCUGAUGAGAAGAAGAAGGAAGGCUCUCUUGUGAGGUCAUCGUCUACCUUCAGGGACUCUGGCUCUACUGAGAACAGCAGUGAGAAGUCUGUGGAGACUCCAACCACGCCCACCGUCCCGCACCGGUUCACCUCUUUCCCCCCGGUCCCCGUUACUACAGACAACGUGCGGACCAAGAGUCGAGAGCUGCUGGUGGCGGCUCUGCAGACUGGAGAUGACUUCAAGGCCAUUGGAGUUGACUGUGAACAUCUGGCAGCACAAAUUGAGGAACGGAUAUUUCAGGAGUUCAAAUCCACGGACAUGAAGUACAAGACGCGCCUGCGGAGCCGCAUCUCCAACCUGAAGGACCAGAAGAACCCAGAGCUGAGACGCAACGUCCUGUGUGGGAGCAUCGCACCUGAACGCAUCGCCUCCAUGACGGCGGAGGAGAUGGCGAGCGCAGAGCUGAAGCAGAUCAGAGAGGCUCUGACCAAAGAGUCCAUCAGAGAACACCAGCUGUCCAAGGUCGGCGGAACCGAGACGGACAUGUUCAUCUGCAGCAAGUGUCACGGCAAGAACUGCACGUACACGCAGGUCCAGACCCGCAGCGCCGACGAACCCAUGACCACCUUCGUUCUGUGUAACGGCUGCGGCAACCGAUGGAAGGUGAGGAGACGUUGGGUUUUCUCUUUCACGUUGCGGUUCGCUCCAACAUCCUCAGUUUGAUGUUUUACCACAAGGUGGCAGCAGAGACUGAGCUCACGGUUCUUCCUCUUCACUCACCUUCAUGUUUCUCUCUUUCAUCUUUCUCUUCAUGUCCUCUGUUCUUGUUUUUUUUCCAGACUUUUUCCAUUGUUCCCCCCUCCACCCCUCUUUCCUCCUCCUCCUUCAGUUUCAUCGACUCGCUCUUCUCCCUCCUGCUUACGUCUCCGACCUCUUCACUUUCACCCUCCCCCUCAGUCUCUCCACCUUUCCCCUCCAUAUUAGUCCUUCCUUUCUUUCCCAGUCCUUCAUCCCUCCCUUAUUUAGCUGCUGGCUCUGGGUCGAGGUGAGCCGACUGAUUUCACUCACUGAUCCUCCGGUAGAAAUGAUCAAAAAGCAGAUUUAUAGGAAUUGUGACAAAUUGAAGUAAACCUCCUACCAGCUGGAUGUUAACGUUAUAGUUGGACAGUUUGUCACAGUUUUUUUCUGCAUCUCUUAAGAGGUUGAGUUUCACCUCUGAGUCUCAGAACCUCACAGAACUGGUUCAUCUGAGUGAAAAUGUUUUAAUUAGUUCAGCGUAUUGAAUCUGAGAUGAUCACUCCUAACCUGCAGGUUACCAGCGUUAUUCUAGUUAUACCUGAAUGUUCUUAGAAAAUGUUGACAAAUGUUGAUUUUCUUGCAGAAGACUCUCCAUGUGGUCUAUUAGAAAUAAAGGCAAACACAUUAAGAAAAUGUAAUAACCACACUAAGUUGAUGUGCAUUAGAAAGAUUUCUGUUCAGCGCCUGACAUUUACAGCAAACAUCAGCACACAGUGAACCUCCAGUAAAAUCUGCAAAUACCCGAGACGUCCUGUCAAAACUCUUAUAACUGCCUGUUUGAACUGUUCAAGCACCAAAUAUAGUUAAUAUAAUAUAUAUAUAUAUGUGUGUAUAACCGUCUUAGCAGUUUCAAGAAAACUUUACAUUUUCUUGAAAAACUUCUUUAAUUGAAGUUCCAAAAGUUUAAAAUUUUGAGACUCAGAAAUUUCCAAAGUGCCUGAAAUGGGAGCUGGUUGUGUUGGGCCCAAUGUCUCUGGUUUUAUUGCAUUUUGAAGAAACUUUAACUGCACCAACCUGUAGGUGGCGCUGCAAGCUGAACAUUAUCUACCUGUAACCCUGACAGGCAAACUCUAAUCAUCCCGUUUUCUCUUUCUCU
Poecilia latipinna (sailfin molly) is the source of this 2150-nucleotide messenger RNA. It is a transcript of the gene tcea2, whose product is annotated as transcription elongation factor A (SII), 2. Gene Ontology annotation, biological process: DNA-templated transcription; transcription elongation by RNA polymerase II. Gene Ontology annotation, cellular component: nucleus. The transcript is spliced from 9 exons. Gene Ontology annotation, molecular function: zinc ion binding; nucleic acid binding. Bases 20 to 979 code for a protein of 319 amino acids. NCBI's taxonomy places the organism in Eukaryota, Metazoa, Chordata, Actinopteri, Cyprinodontiformes, Poeciliidae. The record is from RefSeq and is a predicted model, not a curated record.